This is a messenger RNA of Ceratitis capitata (Mediterranean fruit fly), 1098 nucleotides long. RefSeq names its product angiopoietin-4. The transcript has 4 exons. Bases 86 to 1054 code for a protein of 322 amino acids. NCBI's taxonomy places the organism in Eukaryota, Metazoa, Arthropoda, Insecta, Diptera, Tephritidae. The record is from RefSeq and is a predicted model, not a curated record.
CUUAUCUCAGCCAAAGUGAAAUUUCGCACAAAACGCAUCAACCGGCAAAGCUCAAGUGCAGUCGCUAACUCAGACACCUCACGAGAUGUUGCAAUUCAGGAAGCAAUUUGUAUUUGUCGCACUGAUAACGGUUUUUAUGCAAAUACGAAUCAUAACGGUAGAUGGUUUUAAUGAUGCGGAAUACAUGACGAUCAUUGUGGACGAGGCAAUGCGUAAUUUGCUAAAACAAUGCAAUAAAAGUGAAAAAGCGGAGGCGCAUACCACAAGAGCACUACAACAAGCUGAUGAAUCGCCGGUAACCCUGAAGCAGUUGAGCGAUUUAAUGGAGAAGACCGUGCGUCAGCUCAGCGACUCCUUCACCACGCGCCUCAUGCAACGUUUCCCCAAAACCUGCGCCGAUAUAUUGCCGCCGGGUGUGCUCGAUCGCAAUGAUGUCUACAGUCUACACAUAUCCGGCUAUACGCCCAUAAACGUCUACUGCCUAGCCGAUACGGCUGGCGGUUGUGCAUGGACCGUUGUGCACAGACGUCAGGAUAAAAACACCGACUUCAAUUUGCGCUGGGUGGAUUACAAAGCCGGUUUCGGUGAUCCCUACAGCAGUUACUUUGUCGGCAUGGAGUCGCUGUUUUGGUUGAUCAGCGAUGCACCACAAGAAUUGCGUAUUGUUAUGCGGUUGAAUAGUUCCACCGAGGAGGAGGUGGCUAAUUAUGAUCACUUCGUGUUGGGCGAUGAGGGUGAUCAGUUUGCGUUGAAAAUGUUGGGUAAAUUUAGCGGUAAUGCGAAGGAUGAGCUGACGCCGUUGAUUGGUUAUAAGUUUCGUACGAGAGAUCGUGUGGGUUAUUGCAUUGGCAAGGAGAAGGUGGGCGGCUGGUGGAAGGAGGGUUGCGCGAAGAGCAAGUUAAAUGGCAUCUAUGCACCCUCGAAGUGGGAGAUACCGACGCAGAUUGGCAUUAUUUGGGAUAAUAAAACCUCGUUGGGCUUCAACUACUCACUGGAGUAUGUGCACAUGGCCAUACGUCCGAAGUAUUGUACUAAAAUUAAUACUGAGUUGUGAAGAAGUAGAAAAUUUAGCUAAAUUUAAUAGAAUUAAAUUCGAGU